This is a messenger RNA of Puntigrus tetrazona (Sumatra barb), 3806 nucleotides long. RefSeq names its product plasmanylethanolamine desaturase 1 (gene peds1b). The record is from RefSeq and is a predicted model, not a curated record. NCBI's taxonomy places the organism in Eukaryota, Metazoa, Chordata, Actinopteri, Cypriniformes, Cyprinidae. Gene Ontology annotation, molecular function: oxidoreductase activity. The transcript has 6 exons. The coding region runs from base 57 to 884 and encodes 275 amino acids.
GCGUGGAGUUCAGGAUGCGGAAUUAACGCAUCCGCUGCGCCCGAACCGGACUGAAUAUGGCGAGCACCGAGAGCAAAAGCGGGUCUUCGGAAAACUUUCACACACCCGAGCCAAGCGGAGCGGACCAGCCGGGCGCGAGAUGGGGUCCACAGCAUGCAGGUGCUCGAGAGCUCGCGGAGUUAUACUCGCCAGGAAAAAGAUGUCAGGAAUUGAUCAGCGUGCUUCUUUGCUUUACCCUCAUGGCCUUCAACUUCUGUUACCUAGUAACAUACUUCCACCUAGGACACACCUGGUACAUCCUCCUGGGCAUCGUGGCAGGGAUCCUGACAGCAGACUUUGCCUCUGGUUUGGUCCACUGGGGUGCUGACACAUGGGGUUCAGUGGAUCUGCCCAUAGUUGGAAAGGCCUUCAUUCGUCCGUUUCGAGAGCACCACAUCGAUCCAACAGCUAUAACACGCCACGAUUUCAUUGAGACGAACGGUGAUAACUGUAUGCUGACUAUCGUCCCUCUGGCUAACAUGGCUGCAAACUUCUUGAUGCUCUCACCAGCGGAGAUCUAUCGGAACUACCCCUGGUACUGUUACGUCUUUGCUUUAGCCAUUUUCGUUACGUUGACCAAUCAGAUUCACAAGUGGUCGCACACAUACUUUGGGCUCCCACGCUGGGUGACGUUUCUUCAGGAUUGUCAUAUCAUUUUACCACGGAAACACCACAGAGUUCAUCAUGUUUCACCUCAUGAAACCUACUUCUGCAUUACCACAGGUUGGUUGAACUAUCCUCUAGAAAAACUGGGAUUCUGGAGAAACCUGGAAGAUCUGAUCCAGAGCCUGACAGGAGAGAAACCCAGAUCAGAUGACCUCAGAUGGGCCCAGAAAACCAAGUAAUCUUCCUCUGCCACCAACCCACCUCCCCUACCUCAGACCUGCUUAUAGGAGAACAAUCUUUCUCCGUCUAUUUGUCCUCCCUCAGACAGAACCAGUGGAAAGGCAAGGUAUCAAAGCCCAAAUUAGAAAGCCAUCAAUUCUUAGCAAACGUUAAGUGAAAGAGGGUUGACUGAGCGAUUGAAAGCAAUAUCCCACCCCGCUCACUCUAAAGAUCCAAACAUCUAAAUCCCUGUUGAAAACUUGAGACUUUUGUGAAAUGUUUAAAACUCUUCAAAGUGCAAAAAACAAGCAAAUUUAAAACGCCAAUACUUGAACAAAGUGGGCUCUUUUUCUGGACCUUCUCAUCCUUCAACUGCUCAAAGCUUUGCUGACUAGCUUGUUUCUGAGGGACUGGCCUCUGCUCUUGGGUUUGGCCUUUGGGACUGAUAUCUUUUGCUCUCACCCUUCUCUUGUUUGGGGUUAAAGUGCAGUAAACUCAAGGCAUUUAGGCUCUUUGACCACAGAGGGCUGGAAACACGUGUCUUCAUCUGUUGCUUGUGUCUAAACGGACAGAGCAGCAUCAUAUGCAGUCUUACUUCAGUACGCCUUAAAAGACGAAAUCACAAGAAACUUGCUUUGCUUGGCCUCAUCCUUACACUUCAUUCAUCUUUUCAUUAGUAAUACUUUCUUUUGAAGCACAUUCGCAAAUUCAGAGGUGCUGGAAGCAGUCAGCUGUUGACCAAGUAUAUUAGAAGUAUUUCCACAUAGGUUCAUAUUUAGGUCUUUAGUGUUUCAGUGUGAAUAAGCCAUGAGAUCUACAUUAGUGUCCUCGCUGCUCAACACUGAGACAACCCAAAAGAAACUCAGAAAAGGCCUCAUCCAUUUUUAUUUUGUAUUAACUUCAUUGUAGGGUAGAUUAACGCAAGCCUGACCAGCUGACUGACACAAACUAAGACUUUCACGCCAUUGCUUGAGUUUUGGAUUUGCAUCCAUUGUUACUUAACAGUUUAAUGUUCAAUUUAACUCUAGCAUGUUAAAUCACACAGCUCGUAGUUCUUAUUUAAUAAUAGUAUGAGAUGUUAAAGGCAGUUACAGCAUGAUGAAAACGACAGAAUCAUCAGAACAUCUAGCUGUCUACUGACAACUACUACUAACUGCUUAUUUAAUGAGCGUUAUACACAUUUUCUUUUAUAAAGCUGCAAUGACAAUGGAUUAGAAAAAGAUUUAUUUACUUGACUUUAUAUUUAAAUACAGCACUAGUCACGUUUUCAAGUAAUAGAAAUAUUAAGAAAUCUUUCACUAAUAAAUAGGGAAAAAAAAGAUCUUUGCUUUGCUUUAAAAGGUGUUGCUAUUCAAGCAAUGUAGUUUAGGCAGUGUUUAUCAUGUGCGUGGUUUCAUUGUAACAGUCGUCUUAUAAGAGUGAGGAAACGGAGGAAGAAAUGAACAAUGAAUAUUUUAUAUCAAAUGUAACAUAAUUGUGAUCAUUUUUGUUGUGCCAUUUUUUUGUUACUUCAAUUUUUUUUUAAUCCGUUUAUUUUUCUAACAAUAACUGUUACACCUUGUUUGCAAAGAUGAUUUUCAGGCCUUCAAAACUCCAAAACUGUAAAGGUCAAUCUAAUCAAGUUACAGCUUUUAAGUUUUAUGCUUGUGUUAAUAUUCAUGCCAAAACCUUGUUACUGUCAGCAGCAAUGUGGCAGUUUGUGUGUUUCAAUAGGUCAGUAUGGUGAUAGUACAUGUUUAGAUAGAUCAGCUCUGCAGAAGGUCAGAGAACAUGUUUUAGAGAGCGAAUCUAUUCAUCCUGAGCUGUUAAAUUGUUACAGAGGAGUCAGCCAGAACUGUAAAAAAAAAAAAAAAAAAAAAAGGAUUUAUGAGCUGAUUCAUAAUGUCAUGUGUUGUGUUACAUCUUAUUUUCCUCCUUUUCUGAAUUCAGGAAGAUUUGUUUAGUGGAGAAUUGUAGUAUUUUUGACAGUCGAUUUAAUAUCUUAUAUAUUUCUAUGCUUAUACAAGAUGCCAAACUUAUUUUUGCUCAGCUAAUAGAUCUGUUGUGGUGUGUUUGGUCUGUGUUUAUUUGAAGAGGACACUCCAGCAGCGAUUUAUUUUUUUCACUGAACAGGGAACUGAAGCUUAAACCAAUUACUUUGAUUUAGUAAAUGUUACAUUUGUCACCGGGCUAUACGUUUUUAUGAUGACGUUUUCUUCUAUAUUCUACAUUGCGCUGUGUGGACGAUCAUAUCAUAUUACACAGCUCUAUUAUUAUUAUUAUUUUUUUUCCCACCAGCUGUAACAUUUCUAAGCUUAUUUCCUAUUGAUUCAAAAUGGUGGAAGAGGUGCGAUGGAGCAGCCUGUGAUCGUGAAGUGGUGAUGCAGUGAAGAUUGUGCUUUUGUCUGGUUAAGCUUGUUCUGCAGGGCUAAUUAUUAUAUAAACCCACAGAAAUGCAGGAUUUUUGCUUAAGAAAUGUUACUAGUUCGGUGUGCAAUGUAUUGUGGUAACUGAUUGUAUUAUCAAACAUGCAGGAUUAGAGUGUUAAAAACCAUUGCUCUGUUGAGGCUCCUUGCUUUCCAUAUACAGCUCAGUAAUACGUGGCUGGGAGGAGAUUGAAGUAAUCACAUUGCACUUGCUCAAAAAUAUUGUAUUUUGUCUUAGAUAACAAAGCAAAGCCAAUCCCUUAUUCACAGGGGUCAUUUGAUCGAUGACCUUUGGCAUUCACACUUGUUACUGAAUGUUUGUUCUUACUGAUUUAUUGGAAGAAGCCUUUAAAAUGCUCGGCUGAUUUUGCGGUUCACCUCAAAGUCUCACAUUCAGUACAUUUUUGUAGGACGGCUACUCGUUGAAAACUGAAAAUAACGCCUUAAUGCCUUUUUUUGUUGUUGUUUCCUGUUUUGAAAACUUUUAUGUCAUUAAGUUCAUAUUUAUAAUGAAAUUAAUAAAGAACUGGAAAGAUG